Molecule: messenger RNA, 588 nt
Organism: Caenorhabditis briggsae
Lineage: Eukaryota; Metazoa; Nematoda; Chromadorea; Rhabditida; Rhabditidae
Gene: Cbr-glb-21
Product: Protein CBR-GLB-21
Exons: 4
Coding region: 1-588 (195 amino acids)
Molecular function (GO): oxygen binding; heme binding
Source: RefSeq, a predicted model, not a curated record
AUGAAGCUCAAUUGUUUUGGAAGGAGUUCGGAGAGGAGUAUGGAAUUGUCAAGUGACGAGAUGCAAGCAGUCAGAGAUUCUUGGAAAAGAGCCAAAGAACGAGAAAUCGGAAAGCAUAUUCUACAAGCUCUUAUUGAGAGGAAGCCGCAGUUUAAAGAUUAUUUUGGGAUUCAUGUGGACGAAAAAAAGGAUGACGUCUUCAGUUGUAGAGAGUUUCAAUUACAGUCUCAUCGGAUACAGAAUUUCCUAGAUACUGCUGUUUCAUCACUCGGGUUUUGUCCAAUUGGAAAUAUACAUCAGAUGGCGUACAGGAUUGGGCAGAUUCAUUUUUAUAGGGGUGUGAAUUUCGGUGCUGAUAACUGGUUGACAUUCAAAAAGGUGACAGUGGAGAGCGUAACAAAUGACUGCGGGAGUUCUGGAAGCAGUGUAAUUGAUCUGAAAAGUGUUCCAUCCAUUUUUCCAUCCAAUUCAAGUACAGUCGUCAUUAUAGGAUGGGAAAAAUUCAUGAGUUCGGUGAUUCGAGAGAUGAAACGAGGAUUCCUGGACGAGGCUCGCCGAAAUUGCCACGACGAAGAAACUCGAUUCUGA